Calypte anna (Anna's hummingbird) is the source of this 3617-nucleotide messenger RNA. RefSeq names its product small integral membrane protein 14 (gene SMIM14). Lineage: Eukaryota; Metazoa; Chordata; Aves; Apodiformes; Trochilidae. The transcript has 5 exons. The coding region runs from base 186 to 491 and encodes 101 amino acids. The record is from RefSeq and is a predicted model, not a curated record. Gene Ontology annotation, cellular component: endoplasmic reticulum.
GGGUCUCGUGGCGCGGGCUGACGUGUGAGCCGGCCCGAAGCAGCGGGGCCGAGCCGCGGGGCCGCCCCUGCCAGCCCGGCCGCCCUGCCCCUGCCCCCGUCACCGCCCCGGCCGCGCACCCCGCCGCAGCCCUCCGCGGACACAGCACGGUGUUCACAGGCAAGUUCAAGUUUAUCCAGACAGCCAUGGCAGAAGGUGGAUUUGAUCCUUGUGAAUGUAUUUGCUCACAUGAACAUGCAAUGAGAAGACUGAUUAAUCUGCUGAGACAAUCCCAGUCAUACUGCACAGAUACAGAAUGCCUUCGGGAAUUGCCAGGACCAAAUUCCUCCAGUGACAAUGGCAUCAGCUUUGCCAUGAUAAUGAUGGCCUGGGUGGUGAUUGCACUUGUCUUGUUCUUACUGAGACCCAGUAACCUGAGAGGAUCCAACACAGCCGGGAAGCCAACCAGCCCACAUAAUGGACAAGAACCACCAGCCCCACCAGUGGACUAGAGCGUUCAGUAUUGGAAAAGUUCAGCAGCCAAAACGUUGCACGACCAAAUGAACGAAGUGACCAGAUUACUCCUAAACCCCAUUCAAUACUGUUUUCUUUUUGCAUUUAUAUAGAGCAGAAGUACCAUUCAGCAGUUAUCUUUAUGAACUGCCCUUAGCGACUUCAAUUUUAAGUUAAUUUUUGCUAUCACAAUUCCUGGUAGAUAGUAAUUUGAAUGAUGAUAGGCAUUGCAGGGGUUUUUUGGUUGUUACUGCUACUGCGGACAUUCCACUCAGUCUCUCUGUUACAAUGAUCUUAAUUUCUUUGCAGUGAUUUCUGAUAUGCAUUGAAAGGAAAAGAAAAACCCUGUCCUUCUAUAAUAAUGGAAGGUUACUGACCUUUCUUCAGACUAAUUCUUCAGACAUGUUUUUUUCUCCAGUGUGCUUUUGAGAGUUAUAUUAUGGUUGCAACUGCUAGCAUAGUUAUGUGGUGAAAAAUUGAUACUAUUUUAUAUUUGCCCUGGAUUCAGAGCUGUUUUUAGUCUGGUCUUUGGACCACUAAUAUAGUUUUCAGGGUUGUUGGCAAAAGCACGAAUUGUCCACUAGAAUUAUACUCUGUGUGUGUGUGUGUGUGUGUGUGUGUGUGUGCAAAGAAGUGAAAGUUAUAAUUGCCACUGUCAAAGCUUUGACAUAUAUAAUGGGAACUUUACACAAGAGAUUAUAUCACCAAAAAUAAAUUAACUUAGUCUUGUUCGUUAAUAAAUUAUGCAUCUUAUUCAAUAUAUUAUUAAAAAAAAUUAUUCCAAAAAUUGUUCUGUUUACUUAUAGACUUUAUGAAAAGAUAAACUCAGUGGGAAGAACCUGGUAGAAUUUUCUGUUCUGGUAUAGUCCUUUAAUAAUAGGUAUCUUAACAAGUUUUUAGCCAUGAUGUAAUGUAUAUCAGACAGGAUGAAAUAAUUUCAAGAGGUUACCAAGGUUACCAACUUCUAGCAUUCAACAAAUACUGGAUAUUCAGGUUUUUCACCUGCAUGUUAUCAGCAAUUCUUAACAUUUCACCCUUAUCUACUGGUUGUAAUUGUAGAAUAACAAACUUGCAGGUGACUACAUAUGGCAUGUCUUGUCCCUCUAAUAUUUGUGUGUAUGUGUGGUGUGUUUAUGUGUGCGUAUGUGUGGCUGUGCACCUCUCUGUGCACAUCUCCCAUUGUAGCAAAUGGGAAUGACUUUUAUAUGUACAUUAAUUUAAGAACACUUUAAAGAUGUACAGAAAAGUAACACUGUAUAUUUUUCUUGAUCAAUUUGAAAAAUUGAUGAGAAUAAUGUAAACAGCAUUUUUAUGUUACCAACAUGGAGCUUCUUUCCGAACAGGUCAGUAGAACAGACAUGUGAAUUCAGAGCCUUACUUCACAAACCUUUAUUUCAUGAGGACUUUAGUUACAGAGCUGAAAGGACUGACUGUUAUGAUGCAUAAAGGUUUGAAUUAAUGGGCUCCAACAAAAAUCUCACAUCAGAUGUGAUGGUUGACAGGUGCAGGGUUUUCCUCCUCAGGGUAAAUGACGGGCCAGCUAAGCCUCCUUGUAAAGUACUGCAUAGACCUGAAGAAAGGCCUCUGUAAAUGGAUGUAAUUGCCCUCUGAAUUUCUGUGGAAUAGUGUGCUCCUAAGCACAGGAACAUGUGUUAAAAAAAAAAUAGAAAAAAGAAAAAAAUAAUUAAGAUUGGGCCAGGUGCUCUCAGUGGCAUCAGAACAGUGCCAUGUAAAGCAGUGGAGCUGCAGCAGACAAGCUGAGAGAAUUUGUCCUUUACACCUAAUGGUGUACAGGCCAUAAACACUGUGUAGAGGUGUCACUGGGACAAGCAAUCUGACUGUGCUUGCUUUUUGCCUUCUGUGUACAUUUAUGUUCAGGAUACUGUUUUGAAAAGAAUGAUUAAUAAAUACAUCCAACCAACAAAAAAAAUACUUAUAAUAUCCUACAAUGACCUUUUCUCCAAGAAUUUUUGGCCAGAAUUCUUCACUAUUGGAUGCAUAAAACAGGCUUCCAGUUGAUUAAAAAGCCAACUGAAAAUGGCUUCAUUUCAGACAAAGCACCACUACUCAUCCUUUUGGAAUUUGGUGAGGUUUUCAGCACAUGCUCUCACUUGUGAGGAUCAGUCCUGCUUUACUUGUGUGUAUUUAUAAAACUCACCAUGUGCACCCAGCUCUAGCAGCCUCGGCAAAUGAACUUUCUGUUCAGAGCAAUGCUGUGUUUUACAUUUGAACAAACUGUCUUUGCUUGAAAUUCCUCUUAAGUAAUUGUCCCAGUGAUUUUAUACAUGUAUGUGUUCCUCAUGUAAAUUGCUAUUUUAGAUUUUCUAUGGAAAAGGAAAAACAUUGGAAAUAUUUUAUUGUAAAAUGUUUUACUAAAGAGCCAGGCCACUAUCCCAUGUCAAAAUGUAUGCCUUUUAAUUUCAGAUAAUCUCUCCAAGAUACAAUUAGAAUUAAAGUAACUAAUUUUAGGACUGUAUUUUGCCACUCUUAUUCAUGUUAAAUAGUGCCUUACUCAUCAAGUAGUUGCACCAAAGUUUGUGGGACUACUCUGAGAUAAUGUACUAGUAGCAGCUUUAGUAAGGGUGGCAGAAAUCUGGCCUUUAGUGAUGUAGUUUGUAAUGAAAUAAUUGUAUCAUGGUUACAGAUGUUUAUGAUAAAUUUUGAGAAGAAAUGUGGAAGAUAUUAGUGGUAUGUGGAGCUUCAGGAUAUGAUUAAUUCUGUAAUGACGAUUUUAAGCUCAGUUAGUAAGAGACACAAGUUGUAGCAACUUGUGAAAUACGGAAGGAAGUUUACAAUUAUACCUUAGUGUAGAAUUUUGUUUAAAAAAUAGUAUUUUUAGAGUCUGCUUAACAUAAUUAUACUCUGAAAUGAGAAAUCAUAUGUAUUCAUGCAUUGUCUGCAGAUCACUUAGCCUUGUAAUGUUUAUGAUCGAAAAGGAAGGGUGAUGAUGUGACGUACCUAAUGUAAAUCGGUGGUUUCAGAUGUCUGAAUUAUGCCAAACAAAAAAAUAAUCUGUGCCAUUUGCAUUUUCUUAGUAAUCUUUUACUGAGUACUUGGAUUGGGAUAAAGGGCUUGUACUAUGCACUUUUUAUUGACUUAACAAAAUAAAUAGCAAUCAUUAGUAA